Messenger RNA from Plasmodium malariae, 678 nucleotides. The record is from the annotation of a RefSeq genome assembly. NCBI's taxonomy places the organism in Eukaryota, Apicomplexa, Aconoidasida, Haemosporida, Plasmodiidae.
GAAGUCUUUAGAGGGGGGGACAAUUACUAUAGAAAAUUACAUGCAAGUAAUUAUCAUUUAUUGGAAAAAUACAAACAUAAUAAGUAUUUCAGAUUUUUAUGUUUAAAAAAUGAAAUUCAAAUUAAUGGAGUUUCCGAACAUAAUGAGAAUGAUGAUUCUGAAAAAAAAAAGAGAUCGAAAAAAUAUGCAUCAAAUAUUGCAGGUCAUAAAUCAGGAAUGAAAAAUAAAUCUUGUAUAUUUAAAACAAAAAAAUAUUCCCAUUUCAAGGAACUUGAUUAUACGAGUUUUCUUCAAAAUAACAGGACAAUUAGUAAUAAGGUUUACUCAAAAAUAAUGUGUAAAAAAUACGGAUUGCGUAUUGUUUUACCUUUUUUAUUAAUAAUAUUUAUAGUAGAAGUAUCAAUAGUGGUAGUUUAUUGUAUCAUUUAGGUUUGGACAAGGAAUCUUUAGAAUCUUUAUCAAAAAAAUAAUGGUCCAUGGUCACCUAUUGUAGGAGUAUUGAAAAUUUGGGAGAAUUUUUGCAACACAGUGCAUCUUGAUCGGGUGCAGUUUUAUGUGGCUGGUUAUGUGUAUAUUAGGAAACUUUUUUAUUUCGUACCUUUCGUUUUAUUAAGUAUCACUGUUAUAUCAGGAAUUUUUUAUUACCAUAAAAAAGUUAAAAAAUUCGAAAAAAGGUAA